AUGGGCAAGCGUCUGACUCACGAGGGUAAGGACGAGAAGAAACCCAGUUCAGGCACAACACUGCGAAACUACUUCCAGAUCGAGUCUCGAAGGGAAAUCCUCAACGCCGCCGGAUGGAAUGGGCCACCGAGCCGGUGGCAAAGCUCCGCGGCGACGCUAUCAUCGGCCUUCUUAUUAGCGCUGGCCGUACCGCAAACCUUGCAGCCACAUCCCUUCAGCACUGGCCAUCGAGAGGGCGAGGGCCGUCUUGCUCACCGACACCAAAACCGUUGA
Molecule: messenger RNA, 273 nt
Organism: Trichoderma virens Gv29-8
Lineage: Eukaryota; Fungi; Ascomycota; Sordariomycetes; Hypocreales; Hypocreaceae
Exons: 2
Coding region: 1-273 (90 amino acids)
Source: RefSeq, a predicted model, not a curated record